Molecule: messenger RNA, 2639 nt
Organism: Malus domestica (apple)
Lineage: Eukaryota; Viridiplantae; Streptophyta; Magnoliopsida; Rosales; Rosaceae
Source: RefSeq, a predicted model, not a curated record
CUAGGGUUUCGAGUUGUUGCAAUUAGAUCUUGAAAUUGCAUUGUAGAAUUUAUUAGCAUAGUGGUCUUCACAAAUCACCAUUGAUGCAGCACCUAAUUAGGGCGGGAAGGAAAUUAGAUCUUGAAAUUGCAUUGUAGAAUUUAUUAGCAUAGUGGUCCUCACAAAUCCGCCAUUUCGGACUCCUACUCUAUACCUGUUAGGGCGGGAACCCAAAAUUUUCACCCAAAACUCUCUCUCUCUACUUUGUCCUUCUCUGUUUCUUUCUAAACCUCUCACGAUUUCCGCUCUUCCGCCGCUUGUCGUCUUCUCCAACCGAAUUCUAGGGUUUCUGGUUCUCUGUCAGCAACUGAAAUUUCCCGCCGGGGGUCCUCCGAGAUGAGCCUCCGCCGGGGCUCCAAGGUCUGGGUCGAGGACCGGGAUUUGGCCUGGGUCCCGGCUGAAGUCGCCGACUGGAAGGGGAAGCAGCUCCAGGUCGUCACCGCUUCGGGAAAGAAGGUUUUGGCUUUGCCGGAGAAGCUGUUUCUGAGGGAUGCGGAUGAGGACGAGCAUGGCGGAGUGGUGUAUAACCUUCAGAGGGGAUACGCUCUCAAUGAUAUAUAUACAUAUACAGGGAGCAUUUUGAUUGCGGUUAACCCAUUCACAAAGCUUCCCCAUCUAUACAAUGUCCAUAUGAUGGAGCAGUAUAAGGGAGCUCCAUUUGGUGAGCUAAGCCUCCAUGUUUUUGCCGUGGCUGAUGCGUCUUAUAGAGCAAUGGUGAAUGAUGGACAAAGCCAAUCAAUACUGGUCAGUGGUGAAAGUGGAGCUGGGAAGACUGAAACGACGAAACUGAUUAUGCAGUAUCUUACUUAUGUAGGAGGCCAAGCUGCUGGUGCUGGUGAUGAGAGAACUGUUGAACAACAAGUUCUUGAAUCGAAUCCCCUUUUGGAGGCAUUUGGUAAUGCCAGGACUGUUAGAAAUGACAAUUCAAGUCGUUUUGGCAAGUUUGUUGAGAUCCAGUUUGAUGCAAGUGGUAGAAUAUCUGGAGCUGCAAUUAGAACUUAUCUACUGGAAAGAUCCCGUGUUGUUCAGAUUACAGAUCCUGAAAGGAAUUACCACUGUUUUUACCAGUUGUGCGCAUCUGGAAAGGAUGCAGAGAAGUACAAGUUAGACCACCCAAGCCACUUCCAUUACCUGAAUCAAAGCAAGACUUAUGAACUUGAUGGAGUGAGCAGUGCAGAAGAGUAUACGAAGACAAGAACAGCAAUGGAUAUUGUUGGUAUCAGCCGUGAAGAUCAGGAAGCAAUAUUCCGCACCUUGGCUGCAAUUCUGCAUUUGGGGAACAUUGAAUUUUCUCCUGGGAAAGAGCACGACUCUUCAGUUCUAAAGGAUCAGAAAUCGAACUUUCAUAUGCAGAUGGCUGCUAAACUUUUCAUGUGUGAUGUGGACCUCUUAUUAGCAACACUGUCUACUCGUACAAUCCAAACUCGUGAAGGAAUUAUUGUUAAAGCUCUCGACUGUAGUGGUGCUAUUUCUAGUAGAGAUGCAUUGGCAAAGACUGUUUAUUCUCGGUUGUUUGACUGGCUUGUUGAUAAGAUUAAUACAUCUGUUGGCCAAGACUCGACUUCCCAAAUGCAAAUAGGAGUCUUGGACAUUUAUGGUUUUGAAUGCUUUAAGGACAAUAGUUUUGAGCAAUUUUGCAUUAACUUUGCAAAUGAGAAGCUACAGCAACACUUUAAUGAGCAUGUGUUCAAGAUGGAGCAGGAGGAGUAUAGCAAAGAGGAAAUUGAUUGGAGCUACAUUGACAACCAAGAUGUUCUGGAUUUGAUUGAGAAGCUCACACACGCACACAGAAACUACCACAUUGCUAGAAAAGCUGAAGAAACACUAGAAUUUAGUGAGUCUGAAACGUUGAGGUUGACAUUUAGGGAUGGGAAGUUUUUGUUCAUUCUGUUAAGAUUUUUUUUAUCUGAAAAUGCUCGAGAGUUGAAUGUGACAAAGUAAGCAGAUCAUCAUGUAAACCAGAAACCAAGAAGCUCAAACCCUGAGAAUUCAAUGUAAUCAACCUUAGUUAUGUGACUCAAAAUCUGAGGCAGCCUCUGGACCUUAUUCUGAGGAAGUGCAACAUUAUUGAGGAUUUGCUCAACAUCAAUAUGAGUGACAAAACCAUUCAAACCGUGCCUACUCCUCCCCCAUUGUCAUCAUCGGCGACAUUAUUGCAUCUUCCUCCAUUUCACCAUCAUCUUCUUCCAAAUUAUCAUCAUUGAUUAUCAAGCCUUCAUCAUCGUCAGGCUUUACGUAGCCAAAUGGAGGGUGGAUAUUGUUGGUAAGCAGGUGGCACACCAACUCUUCUCGCACUCGCUCAUCUAGGGCGAAAUUAUUGAGGAUUUGCUCAACACCAAUACAAGUGACAAAAUCAUUUAGAACAUAACCAACGAUUCGAACGAGUACUCCCACUCGUCCCCCAUUGUCAUCAUCAUCGACAUUAUUGCCUCAUUUCCCCCACUUCAUCAUCGACAUCUCUUUCUAAAUCAUCACCAUCAUUGUCAUCAUCGAUUAUCACACCUUCAACAUUAUCAGGCUCAACGCAGCAAGACCAGCUGAACCUCAGCAGCAGCCACAACACUUAGGGUUACAAUGUAAAAGAUCAAAGUCAUAGGAAU